Molecule: messenger RNA, 1785 nt
Organism: Penicillium diatomitis
Lineage: Eukaryota; Fungi; Ascomycota; Eurotiomycetes; Eurotiales; Aspergillaceae
Product: S53 family peptidase
Exons: 5
Coding region: 1-1785 (594 amino acids)
Biological process (GO): proteolysis
Molecular function (GO): tripeptidyl-peptidase activity; serine-type endopeptidase activity
Source: RefSeq, a predicted model, not a curated record
AUGCACUCUACCGUCUACGCUGGUCUACUAUGCGCCCUCGCCGGUCAAUCCAUGGCGGUGGUAUGGGAGAGCGCCGCCGGCAAUGUCGCCAACAGCUGGUCGCUCGUGGACAAGCCCGCGGCCGACUCUAAAAUGGCUUUGUCGAUUGCGCUGACGCGCAAGAACUUCGAUAAGCUGGAGUCUAAACUCGCCGAGGUCUCCACGCCUGGAAAGGGCUCCUACGGCAAGUGGUUGAGCAAGGAGGAUGUCGACAAGCACUUCCCCGUCGUGGACGACGCUCCGGUCAUGAAGUGGCUCAAGAGCGCGGGCAUCACCAAUGUUGCCCGCGAUGGCGCCGUGGUGAGCUUCAGUGGCAGUGUGGACGAGGUCAACAAGUUGCUGGACACUUCUUUCGCCUACUACAAGAAUGGCGAUGCGGUCAAGCUCCGUACCACCGAGUACUCGAUCCCCGAUCACUUGACCGGCCACAUUGAUGUGAUCUCCCCCACGGUGUACUUUGGCAAGACUCGCGGUGCUGCCCCGGCUCCGAUCAUGGCGCACUCCAUUGAGGCUCGCAAGACCGCGAAGACCACGGUCGACGCUUCCUGCCAGAAGAUCAUCACCCCGUCCUGCCUGAAGCAGAUGUACAACGUUGGUGACUACCAGGCCGAUCCUGCCUCUGGGAGCCGCAUCGGAUUCGGUAGCUUCUUGAACCAAUCCGCCAUCUACUCCGACCUGGAAACAUAUGAGCAGACCUUCAACAUUCCCUCUCAGAGCUUCACCGUGGAGACGCUGAAUGGUGGUGUAAACAACCAGAGUGCCGGUAUCUCCGACAUUGGUGAGGCCAACUUGGAUGUGCAGAACAUUGUCGGUGUUGCUCACCCUCUCCCCGUCCAUGAGUACAUCACUGGCGGUGUUGCUCCGUUCAUUCCCGACGCGGAUGAGCCUACCCAGGCAAGCGACUCGAAUGAGCCGUAUUUGGUUUACUACGAGUAUUUGCUCUCCAAGAGCAACUCGGAGCUUCCCCAAGUGAUCUCAAACUCUUACGGUGAUGAUGAACAGACGGUUCCCAUCAAGUAUGCUCAACGUGUUUGCAACCUGAUCGGUCUCAACACCCUGCGUGGUUUGACCGUCCUCCACUCCUCCGGCGAUGAAGGUGUUGGCUCUGCUUGCCAGUCUCGUGACGGAAAGACUCCUCAGUUCCAGCCCAUCUUCCCUGCAACUUGCCCCUACGUCACUGCUGUCGGUGGUACCUCUGAUGUGACUCCCGAAGUUGCCUGGAACGCCUCUUCCGGCGGUUUCUCCUCCAUCUUCCCUCGUGCCUGGUACCAGUACUUCGCCGUCGAGAGCUAUCUCGAGAAGAUCAGCACGGAGACCAAGGACUACUACGGCAAAUACACCGACUUUAACGGCCGUGGGUUCCCCGACGUCUCUGCUCACUCUUUGUACCCUGACUACGAGAUUAUCUACAGCGGCCGCAGGGGCCUUACAGGCGGUACCUCUGCCGCUGCCCCUGUCUUCGCCGCCAUCGUCGGUCUCCUGAACGACGCCCGUCUGCGCGCCGGCAAGAGCCAACUCGGCUUCCUGAACCCCUUCCUGUACUUCUUGGGACAACAGGCUCUCAACGACAUCACCGGCGGAAGCUCCUACGGCUGUGGCGGCAUUGACCCCCAGAGCGACCAGCCCGUCCCCGGCAGUCUUAUCAUUCCCGGCGCUCACUGGAACGCGACGGAGGGAUGGGACCCAGUUACUGGUCUGGGUACUCCUGACUUCCAGAAGCUGAAGGAUUUGGUCUUGUCGCUGUAA